CCUCUCCACAACGGACAAUUAAAGAUUCCCAGUCGGUGUCCGUUGUUGAGAGCUUUUACUGUUGUACGUAUUUCCAUACAGUGUGUUUAUUUUCUUGCUUGAAAUGAAUUGACGGUUAUGACGGUUAUGAGACCAGUGCGUCGGUGAUGAGCUUUGUGCUGUACGAACUGGCCGCCAAUCCCGGCGUCCAGGAGCGGCUGAGGGAAGAGGUGGACAAAGCGUUUGCAAAAAAUGGGACUUUACCGUACGAUGGCUUGCAAGAAAUCCACUUUUUGGACGCGGUUGUGAACGAAACGUUGCGUUUGCAUCCGCCACUGCAACACUUGCAGAAAAUCUGUACGAAAGACUUUACUUUCGUGACCAAAAAUACGAACAAAACGGUGACGAUUGAAAAAGGGACAACUACAAUAAUUCCGAUUUAUGGGCUUCAGCAUGAUUCGAAAUUUUUUGAAAAUCCCGAUUCCUUCCAACCGGAGCGGUUUUUGGGCUCUAAUAAGGAUAGUAUUGCCAAAGGGACGUUUUUGCCGUAUGGUGAUGGACCAAGGGCUUGUUUAGGGAUUAGGUUCGGUUUGUUGCAAAUUAAAGUCGGAGUGGCGUAUAUUAUCCACCAUUAUGAGCUGACUGUUAAUAAGAGGACCAAAGUGCCUUUGAAAUUUGUGGCUACAAGUCCUGUAACAGCGCCUGUUGGAGGGUUUUGGCUUAAUUUUAGAAAAUUAGACUAAGGAUUUGAAUGGAAUUUUUGGUACUAAUGUUAAGCACCCUUUUUUAUUUUUAUAAUCGUGCACUAUGUUCUGGUACAGUGAAUAAAGGAUUUGUUAAUAA
This is a messenger RNA of Tribolium castaneum (red flour beetle), 822 nucleotides long. RefSeq names its product cytochrome P450 3A19-like. Lineage: Eukaryota; Metazoa; Arthropoda; Insecta; Coleoptera; Tenebrionidae. Bases 147 to 722 code for a protein of 191 amino acids. The record is from RefSeq and is a predicted model, not a curated record. Gene Ontology annotation, molecular function: iron ion binding; oxidoreductase activity, acting on paired donors, with incorporation or reduction of molecular oxygen; monooxygenase activity. The transcript has 2 exons.